ACACUCUCAUAGUUUUCUUUGCAAUCAGAAAACAACAAAAUGGGAGACAUCUCCCAUGACUUUGAAGCUGUCACAAAGGCUUUCUCAGGAUUUGGUGUUGAUGAGAUUUCAUUGAUAUCAACACUGGGGAAGUGGCAUCAUGAAGAGAGGAAAUCAUUUAGGAAAGGGGCUCCCCAAUUCUUCACGGAGGAUGAUCGGCUUUUCGAGAGAUGGAAUGAUGGACACAUCGCACAACUCCAAAUUGAAUUCUUACGUUUCAAGAACGCUAUGGUGCUGUGGACCAUGCAUCCUUGGGAAAGAGAUGCUCGUUUGUUAAAGGAGGCAUUGACAAAGGGACCGGAGUCGUAUCGAUUGCUGAUAGAGGUGGCGUGUACUAGAUCGUCCGAAGAGCUAUUCGGAGCAAGAAGAGCCUACCACUCUCUCUUUGACCACUCCAUGGAAGAAGACGUUGCCUACCAUAUCAAUGGCCCUGAGCGCAAGCUUUUCGUAGCACUUGUGAGUUCAUAUCGAUACGAAGGACAGCGUGUUAAUGAUGCGACUGCAAAAUCUGAGGCCAAGACACUUGGUGCUGCCAUUAAAAAUGCUAAUAAGAAGAAGCCAAUCGAGGACGAAGAGGUAGUGAGGAUACUAGCAACAAGAAGCAAGCUCCAUCUCAAGGCAAUUUUCAGGCACUACAAGGAAAUGUGUGGCAAAAACAUUGAUGAGGAUCUUGAAGCUGACUUGAUCUUAAAGGACACAGUGCAAUGCCUAUGUAUUCCUCAAACAUAUUUUAGCAAGGUAUUGGAUGCAUCAGUGGAAGCAAGUGCAGAUGAGAAUGCUAAAGAAGCUUUGACUCGAGUAAUCGUGACCCGAGCAGAUGUGGAUAUGAAAGAGAUCAACGAAGAGCACCUUAGCAGAUAUGGAUAUACUCUAUCGGACAUGCUUGAAGAUAGAGCUAAUGGGAACUUCAAGGAUUUUUUGCAUGCCUUGGUUGCUAGAGGGGGCUAGUUGGAGAAUAAACUAUCAAAAUUUGGGUGUUGAUGGAUGUGUUUUUCUUAAUGUUUCUUUUGUGAUUUGAUGUUAGGAAUAUAUAAUUGUGUUUUGGAAUAUUACGUAUUAAAAAUCGUUUGAGUUGUAAUUUUA
Messenger RNA from Cornus florida, 1122 nucleotides. Its product is annotated as annexin D4. Gene Ontology annotation, cellular component: cytoplasm. The record is from RefSeq and is a predicted model, not a curated record. NCBI's taxonomy places the organism in Eukaryota, Viridiplantae, Streptophyta, Magnoliopsida, Cornales, Cornaceae. The transcript has 6 exons. Gene Ontology annotation, molecular function: calcium ion binding; calcium-dependent phospholipid binding. The coding region runs from base 40 to 987 and encodes 315 amino acids.